AUUGAAUUUUUUGUUCGGAACUAGACGAGAUUAGGAUCGUGAACCUUCACGGAGGGAUCUGUUUUUAAGGUGAAUAGGAUUCGGUAUUUUUUUUAUAGAAUAGUUAUAUCUAUUUUGGAUGCUGCAGACUUCAAUAGAUGAACUUCGAUGAAAUCAAUUCAUUAGUUUAUUGUAAUGGGUCGGAUAGGAUGAAUUCAUUGGUCAAUAGUGGUAACUUGUGGUGAUAUUCACAAAGUUAUAAUCUUUUUCUCAAUGUUUUGUUGUUUUGGGUAAAACUGUCCAGUUUUUCUGAAUCUUUGUUUAAUUCAGUGUGGGAAUACAAAUGGUAUAUGGAAAUUCAUUGGCUGAUCAGUAUCUGUUGCUUCCAUUACCUAUCAAAGUAUUAAGAAUGUGCAGAUAUAUUGAAUAGUUUUUUCUUAUUUUCGUGGUAUCAUAUCAUAUUCUUAUAAAUAGUCUUACCUUUUGGGUUGGAGUUUCUCGUGUGAUUUGAAGUUCGUUAUGGUUUGAAAAUUGUUGAUCUAUAAGAGGCCGAUGAUUGGUUUUAUUCUAGUUUUACAUGUAUGAAAGCUAUAUCAGAUUAGCUGUAUACCUUUUCUAAUGUAGUGAUUGGUUCUCGAGUCUUGUACCGUGGAAUUUUUAUUCCGGGUGUAUUUUUUGAGUUAAUGAUGCGGUAAAUCACUCCAUUUUUUUAGUACAUUUGGAUUAGGAACUGUUGCACUAGUAUGUAUCAUUGUUGACUUGCGUGGAGGACCAAUAACUGGAAAAAUUACAUUCUUUGGUCAUUUAAAUUCUAAGGUAACCUUAACUUUCCUAAAAAUUUCAGAGAAAACUUGUUUUACAGUGCCAGUAUAUGUUGUUGCUUUUAUGUCGAUUCAGAAUUUCAGAUGAUUCCUUGUCAGUUGUCAGUGUGGAUCUAGUGAAACUCUUUGCAGCUGUUCGCCCACAAGACUUCUGUAGUUAAUAUAGCUUCUCUGACAUAUAAUUACAGAUAUGCAACGGGGAAGAAGUGCCCUCAAUUCCUUUCCUGAACCAUUUGAUUUGAACCAAGGCUCACUUCCUGAAAAUACCUCUAUGGAUCACUCGACUUCCUGGAAUAACAUGCUGAACCCAGUUGAAAACCGACUGUCUAAUUACAUUCUUGGAACUACUGAUGGGAAUGUUAGCUGCAUUAAUGCCACUGAUGGCGCUGCUCAGAGUUUUAGUGGUUGGGACCGUGGCGAAUCCAGCUCUAGUGCAAACAAUAUGCAAGAUGGAGCUUGUGGUGCUGAUUCAAAAACAAAACUCGGGUGGUCAUCAUCUUUUAAUGCUUGUUCUGGGCUUGAUGCAAGAUCGGAAGAUUGGUCCUUUCCACCAUCCAAUGCCACCAGUAGUAGCAAUUCGGUUACUGGCAGACCCCUGACCAUGCAAAGCUCAAACGAUGCUUCCAUGAAUUUAAAUUUGAAUGAUGGGCAAUCGUGGAAUCAUGAUUGUCACAGAGGUUCUGGAGCAGUUCUACCUCAUAAUAUCUAUAAAUCUGGUCAAUCGGCAAUGGACCAGAAUCCAACUUUUUAUGCUUCUUCAAGUAACAUAGGAAUCUUUUCUGGUCGCUCUAGUACGUCUUCAGAAAAUUAUGAUUUAGCAGGUCCAUCUUUUGGUUCUUGGGGUUCAUCUUGCAAGAGAAAGGCUCUUGAAGGAACUUCCGGGCAAUUUUACCCUGGUGGAAGUUCGAGCGCAAAUCAGCCAAUGGACAAGAGCAUAAUGCAGCAUCCAGCUCAUGGUAGUUACAAUACAUCAGGAAAUUUAAGUAUAUCUUCUGGCCCAGUGAACUUGUCUUCAACUAAUCUCGUAGAACAAGUAAAUCCAAGUAUUGGGGUUGGUAUGAGUAGAGUGGCCCCUAGCCCUUUUCCCUCUUCAAGUGUUCCAGGAGUGGCAGAAAGCUCGGCUAGACAUUUUGCAGUAAGAUUGAAUCAUGGACGGCAUGGGCCAAACCCGUUUGAUAUACCUAGAAGUUCAUCCAUGAGGAGCUCUGGUGUUUACACUUCCCAUCUUUCAAGACCUAUGGCAAACACCGAUUCUGCAGAAUUGAGGUCAUCGAUCACACUGCCUAUGAACCAAAACAAUUCCCUGACCCAACCUCAUUUAAUGCCUGUAAAUGAGGCAAGAGGAACACAUUCAUACCCUUGGAAUGGAUCUUUGAGUUCACGAGGAGGUAGUUCAUCAAGUUCUUUUAUAGUCUCUGGAGAAAGAGAUCACGGAGCACCUGAGGAAAUUAAUGUUAGAAGUUCUCGUAGAAAUAACCUCGAGUACCCCAUGACCGUUUCUGCACCUGAGACAAGAAAUGUCCUGCCAGAUCAAAUUGAUUGGAGUUUCGCUCCUGGAACUUCUGCAUCUUCUAGGAAUAAUCCUACUGGUUCACGUAUUGGCCCCAGUUCGGGAGGCAGGUCCUAUUCUGGUUCAUGGUUGCCUCAUCAAAGCCCGUCAUCACAAAAUCAUCAAAGGUUAUCAGAAUCUUUCCCUUGGAUUCCUAUCCAUCGAGUUGAGUCUGAAUCUGGGACAAGCAGAAGUCAUUUUUCACUUUUGCCUUCUGCCUCUUCUUCAUCGGAUGAGGCAGCUAAUAGUAGUCGACAUCAUUUAGAUCAAAGGUCAGCAGCACUGUUGAUGGAUAUACCAGGUGAUGAUAUUAAUGGUAGGCGUUCUUUGGCUGCUGUUGAGGGCAGACAUAGACUGAUACGUCAAGUCUUGAAUGCCAUGCGGAGGGGUGUCCACUUACAAGCUGAGGAUUAUAUGCUUAUUGAUCCUUUCGUAAAUGGAUUUGCUGAGUUGCACGACAGACACAGAGAUAUGAGGCUUGAUGUCGAUAACAUGUCCUAUGAGGAAUUACUGGCUUUGGAGGAGCGAAUCGGGAAUGUGAGCACUGGACUCAGUGAAGAACAAAUCAGUGGCUCCAUGAAACAGUGCAAGUAUGAAGCAACAGGAAGCUCGCUGCCAAACAUGGAGCCGUGCUGUAUAUGCCAGGAGGAUUACAUUAGUGGAGAAGACAUCGGUAUAUUGAAGUGUGGGCACGAGUUUCACACCAGCUGCAUUAAACAGUGGCUUACGCUGAAGAACCUUUGCCCCAUCUGUAAAACAACAGCCUUGGAAACUUGAAGGCAAAACGGCGUUUCCAAAAUAACGUCCCUCUCUUUCACCCUUAUCCCAUUGCAGGGUCUUUUUUCCUUUUCCUUUUCCUUUUCCUUUUUACAGAUGUGGUCGACACUGGUUCGCGCCCUCACCUCAACAUCUUGGUGGACUCGAGAAAGGAGAGAUCCACAGGGAGUGAGUUGUGAGAAGACAAUGCCUGUGUGUACCAUGAUACUCUUGUAGGUUUAAAGUUGGUUAUCUAUGAACAAUUUUGUAUUCUUCCAUAACCAAAAAAAAGAAGGAAAAUUUGAGCCUAUGAACUAAAUAAUACCAUCUACUGACAGACAUUACUGGAGAUUGUUAUGUACUUGGAAUUUUCAGAUUUCUGUUAUUACAGGACCUUGUUUAAGUUAGCA
Salvia miltiorrhiza (redroot sage) is the source of this 3515-nucleotide messenger RNA. RefSeq names its product E3 ubiquitin-protein ligase MBR2-like. NCBI's taxonomy places the organism in Eukaryota, Viridiplantae, Streptophyta, Magnoliopsida, Lamiales, Lamiaceae. The record is from RefSeq and is a predicted model, not a curated record. Gene Ontology annotation, molecular function: ubiquitin protein ligase activity. The coding region runs from base 991 to 3126 and encodes 711 amino acids. The transcript is spliced from 6 exons.